AUGGAGUUUGCUGAAGAAGGAGGAUCCGUUCUAGGAGGAGAUAAGGCAUUUGGCGAGCUUUUCAAGAAAGUUUCCACCGUCGACCCCACACCAUAUGUCUGCGUUGAGGAAGCUCUGAAAUUUCGCGAGCUAACGUGCGGCGGUGAGGCAGCAGUAAGGGAGUACUGCGAGCAUAUCGCCCAGGCUGGAGGCAAGAGAAUAGCAGAGAUUAUGGGUACCGAAAUAAUGGAAAACGAGACCCCGACACUCCAUCGAUGCUGCUUCGUGAACGCCCGUUUACCGUUAGUAGUUACGAAUGGGGCUGCUUCUUACGAUACUCGCGCCGAGCCCGCACAGGAUCAGGAAGCAGUGAACGUGCAGGAAAAUAAGAAGAUUUCGUACAUCAGAGAUACGGAUGCCACGGAAAUUUCAAAGUGGAUGACAGAGAGAUCUAUUAAGGACUACGAAACCAUGAUUCCAGUUAAGUUCUAUAGAGGAGAGGUCUGGUGCAGGAUAAGUGGUCAGGUAUAUCUCGAACUGCAAAAUUUUGAGUGGGCCGCAUACAGGCUUGAAGAGAUGUGCGAAAGGGUCUUGAGGGGGGAAUUCAAGGAUGCGCCAGUUUAA
This is a messenger RNA of Pseudogymnoascus verrucosus, 603 nucleotides long. RefSeq lists its product as uncharacterized. NCBI's taxonomy places the organism in Eukaryota, Fungi, Ascomycota, Leotiomycetes, Thelebolales, Thelebolaceae. The transcript has 2 exons. The coding region runs from base 1 to 603 and encodes 200 amino acids. The record is from RefSeq and is a predicted model, not a curated record.